Molecule: messenger RNA, 6006 nt
Organism: Oncorhynchus masou masou (cherry salmon)
Lineage: Eukaryota; Metazoa; Chordata; Actinopteri; Salmoniformes; Salmonidae
Product: tubulin monoglycylase TTLL3-like
Exons: 14
Coding region: 802-3312 (836 amino acids)
Biological process (GO): cilium movement; cilium assembly; protein polyglycylation
Cellular component (GO): microtubule cytoskeleton; axoneme
Molecular function (GO): protein-glycine ligase activity, initiating
Source: RefSeq, a predicted model, not a curated record
CUAGAAAUCGCGGUAUGACAAAUAGUCCCUCCACCGCAUAAGCAGAGAAUUUGCGAGGAAUUGCGAAAUAUAUUCCUGGGAAAAUGUUACGCGCAGUCGUGCAAUCACUUUGAUCAUUGUGGCGUCACAGUCAGUGCAGUCGAUGCAGGUGUCUUUAGAAGCGUGGGUGUCUUGUAAACGAACAGCAAAAUCACGAAUACGGAAGUGUUGGUAUGAGAAAGAGGUAGUCUAUUUUUGUGUUUGCCUGGUCAAUGACAAUGUUAUUUUUUGUCAUUGGGGAUUUUUGGUCAGUCCCUUAGCUAAAGUAUCCUCCUGUUGUGUUGUUCUGUGAAUGUCACAGAUAUCCUAUAGCUAAGCUAUUUAGAACGGGGCCAGUGCUCCACUGUCUGAAGAAGGUAGCAAGUUAGGUGUAACACUGCCCUGUCCAGGGUGUAAGAAACGUGACAGGUGUAGCCAAGCUAUCUCUGCUCAGCAAUUUGAUCCACUUUAUAGUACACUGCAUCUAAUAACAACCCACAGCACUAACAGGACACACACAGUGCAUGCUACAAUAAACGGUCUGGCAUUAGAUAAACGGUGAAUGCAAACAUUUGCACAGAUAUGACAUGUGCUUGUAAUCAUGCAUUGGAUAUUAUAGUUAUCCUUAAUUGAAACCUCACAAUAACUUGUGAAUUAUUUUUACAGUUACUAUGGCGAACUAAUCAAGCCAAACAGCAACAACUUAAAAGAAGAGCACAGCUAGAGACAUGAUAUAGGGAGUAGAGGUCAGGGGUCCCUUGGCCAGUGAAGGCCAUUGUCUCUAUGGAGGCCGCCAAGCCCCCAAAGUGUGUCCAGCCGGGGCAGAGUGAGGAGGGAGAUCGGGGAGCUGAUGGAAGCCCAACACCGCGCAUUGACAGUGAACCUCUAGGAGAGAGAGACCCCAGUAAAGACCGGCAGAGCAAAGCCCUGUGCCAACAACACACUCAAAUGUUCCUGAACCUCACCACAGAGAAGGGCCUACAGCAAAUACCAUCACCACCAGGUGAGGGAAGAGUGAGGCGCAACUUGCUCAACCUGCCCAUCAUCAACCCAGAGAGACUGCGGACAGCAAAAGUACUGGUUGACAAAGCUGUAAAGGGUCCAUACCCUGUGGUUCGGGCUGCCCUGAAGGCGAGGGGUUGGGUAGAGCGCCGCCUGCCUCGGCCAAACCAGCACUGGAGCCGGUGCCGUGGAGAUGAUGGGAAUGAUGCUGAUGACAGUGAUGAUGACAAUGACAGCCCAGACGACAGAGAGGAAGACCCAGAUGACUUGUAUGACCUAAUGUCUCGCAUGGUGAGGAACGAAACGUCAUAUUUCUAUUGGACGACGCGUAGAGAGACAGUGGACAACCGCUCAUUGCGAAAGGAACAGAUGACCAAUCACUAUGCCAAAGCAGGCACCUUCACCACCAAGGUUGGGUUGUGUGUGAACCUGAGGAACCUGCGUUGGUUUGAUGCUGCAGACCUUGACUCCUUCUUCCCACGCUGCUAUAGGCUGGGGGCAGAGGAUGAGAAACAUGCCUUUAUCGAGGACUACAGGAGGACAGCAUGCACCAGCCUUAUACAGUGUGUUGUGGAGAGGAUUCGGGGUGAGCGAGGUGAGGGAGAGGGAGGUGGCACAGCUGGAUCAACUCACCAAUCAUGUCAAAGUCAGAAAAAAGCAUGCAAGCGUCGAGCCAUCUCAUUGGUGGCCUCCAGAAUGAUUGACAGUGCACUAAAAGUUUGCCAGGACUUCCUGGACAGCUUGGAACACAAUGACAUAGACAUUGCCUUGGAAACACCACCAUCCCUAACAGAACAAGAGUGGCUGGAGUUCAUCCACAAUUACUACCUGGUUGUCCAUGAUGGUGUAGAGAUAGAGGAGACUUUUCACUAUUUGAACAGCUGUCAGGCUAUGUUGCGGAAGCUUCGUGAUGUCAAUCCACAGCUAGACACAGACGGCAUCCACAACAUCUGGAUAGUCAAACCUGGGGCCAAGUCCCGAGGCAGAGGCAUCAUGUGUGCCAAGCGGCUGGAUGACAUCCUGAGGCUGGUGGACAGUGACCCAGCCCUGAUCAAGGACAGUAAGUGGGUGGUGCAGAAGUACCUGGAGCGCCCCCUGCUGGUCCACGGCACCAAGUUCGACCUCCGUCAGUGGUUCCUGGUGACUGACUGGAACCCUCUCACUGUCUGGUUUUAUAAGAAGUGCUACCUACGCUUCUCCACCCAGCCCUACUCAGUUGAGACACUGGACAGUUCUAUCCACCUGUGUAACAACUCCAUACAGAAGCACUUUCAGCCCUCCCAGCAGCGUCACCCAGAGGUGCCUGAGGACAACAUGUGGUCAUGUGACCAGUUCCAGGCCUUCCUGUCUGGACAGGGCCGAGCAGCACAGUGGUGGUCUGUGGUGGUCCCAGGGAUGAAGAAGGCUGUGGUCCACGCCCUGCAGACUGCCCAAGACCUGGUGGAGUCACGCCGAGGGAGCUUUGAACUCUACGGAGCCGACUUCAUGCUAGGUCGUGACCUGAGGCCAUGGCUGAUAGAGAUCAAUGCCAGCCCCACCAUGGCCCCCUCUACAGCAGUGACAACACGCCUGUGUGCAGCCGUGCAGGAGGACACUCUACGGGUGGUCCUGGACCGUCGGUUGGACCGAGGGGCACACACUGGGGGCUUUCAGCUUAUAUACAAACAGGCAGCAGUGGAGGUGCCUCAGUAUGUAGGGGUCAACCUGCUUGUUGAGGGCUCCCAGAUCAGACGGCCCCGCCCUCCUCCUCAAAAAGCCUCCAAACCCUCUAAGGGUCGUACCAACCAACCAGCGCCCAGACGCCCUCCUCAAAGCCAGGAGUACGAGGCUGUGGCAGAGAAACCCAAGCCAGCCCCCUCUAAGAAGGGUCUGAAGUCUGAGGUACGACACCUUACCUUCUCUGGCUUCAGAGUCCAAACCCCACUUUCUACUGAGAGGCAUCUGGCUGGGGCUCCCUGGAGGCUGCAGCGUCUGGGCCUGGUUGACUCCCUCCAGCUGCCCCCCAGGGCCCAGUCACGCUCUAUGGACUGCUGGCGGAGACCCCAGGUUAUUGUGCCCUGGUCAGGGCGAGCACGCCCCUUUGCUACCCCUGAUAUCUACAAAGGCCCUGUCCUUCCCUUGGAGGUCAUCAGCCUUCAAGACCCAGACAGGGAGCCCAGUGCCCUGCUUGUGCCCACUCCUCUGGUCCAACAUGCUGAGUUCAGGUUCCAGAAGUUUUUCAGGCAACAGAACCUCCAUCGUAGGGUGAUCAGGACCACAUGUGUAGGGAGAGGAACUCACAAGAGCUCGUGACAUGGAUCGGUUAUUGAACCAUUCACUGACACUGCCUGAUUUUGAAAGCUGUCUUUUUGCACCCAGCCAUUGUAGGCCUACCUCAUCAUAAUAAAGUCAGUAUUGUAUCCACUUAGAAUUUCAGUCUUGGUAUGUUUUUCCCUUUAUACUGAUUUAUUUAGAUAACUGUGUGCUGUAGUCUUUUUUGUCCAACUUGGCAACCUGGUCUCAGAGCAUUUUGUGUUAUUCUGUACUGAAAUCUGAGAUGGUUAUCAUAUUGUAUGCAUAAUAUUUCUCAGAUUAUUACCAAUCCCAAAAGGUAUGACUACAAACAGCCAGAAAAGGCUACUCUCCUCGAUGUUAUCCUCACAAAUAAUCCUGAUAGGUAUCAGUCUGGUGUUUUCUGUAAAUACCUUAUUGAUCACUGUUUUACAGCCUGUGUACAUAAUGGCUGCUCAUUUAAACGACCUGUCCUGAUUUGUCACAGAUGCUUAUUUUUUAUUUACUUUAAUGAGCAAGCCUUCCUUCAUGAACUGGCCUCUGUAAAAUGGUAUAGAAUCAGCUUGAUCCCCUCUGUCGAAGAUGCUUUGGACCGUCUAUUUUUUUAUAUUUUCAGUGGUAUCGUUAACAAACACGCACCCAUAUAGAAAAUGAGAAUUAAAACAGGUUCCGUCCCUGGUUCGACCGUGAUCUUGCAGAGUUACUCCACCUCAAGAAUUGCAUUUGACGAAAGGCUCAGCACAUGCAUACUCAGGCUGACUGGCUCUCGUUCAGGCAAAUGAGAAAUAAGUGCACUCAGGCUAUCCGGAAGGCCAUAGUUAGUUACUUUAAGGAGCAGUUCUCUCUCUGUGGGUCUGACCCCAAGAAGUUCUGGAAAACAGUUAAAGACCUGGAGAAUAAAACCUCACAGCUUCCCAUGUCCCUUAAUGUUGAUGAUGUGGUUGUUACUGACAAGAAGCACUUGGCUGAGCUCUUUAAUCACCACUUCAUUAAGUCAGGAUUCCUAUUUGACCCAGCCAUGCCUCCUUGCCCUUCCAACAUUUCCUCAUCUCCCACCCCUUCUCAUGCGAAUUCCCCGAUGCUUCUCCCUCUUUUUCCCCUGCCCCGCUACAAAGUUUCUCCCUGCAGGCAGUCACUGAGUCUGAGGUGCUAAAGGAUCUCCUGAAACUUGACCCCAAAAAAAACAUCUGGGACAGAUGGUUUAGACCUUUCUUCUUUAAGGUUGCUGCCCCUAUCAUUGCCAAGCCUGUCUCUCCUCCCAUUGUUUGGAAGGCAGCAACGGUUCAUCCUUUAUUUAAAGGGGGAGAUCAAGCUGAGCCUGACUGUUAUAGGCAUGUGUUGGAAAAACUUGUCAAUAGUCAACUGACUGGCUUUCUUGAUGUCUAUAUUAUGCAAUCUGGAUGUCACUGAAACCUUAAAGGUCUUAAAUGAUGUCACCAUUGCCCUUGAUUCUAAGCAAUGUUGUGAUGCUAUUUUUAUUGACUUUGCCAAAGCUAUUGAUAUGUAGACCAUUCCAUUCUUGUGAGCCGGCUAAGGAUUAUUGGUGUCUCUGAGGGGUAUUUGGUCUGGUUUGCUAACUACCUCAAAGAGUGCAGUGUAUAAAGUCAGAAAAUCUGCUGUCUCAAUUACUGCCUGUCACCAAGGGAGUACCUCAAGGCUCGAUCCUAGGCCCCACACUCUUCUCAAUUUACAUCAACAACAUAGCUCAAGCAGUAGGAAGCUCUCUCAACCAUUUAUAUGCAGAUGAUAGUCUUUUAUACUCAGCUGACCCCUCCCUGGAUGUUGUGUUAAUGCUCUACAACAAAGAUUUCUUAGUGUCCAAAAAGCUUUCUCUACCCUUAACCUUGUUCUGAACACGUCCAAACAAAGGGCAUGUGGUUUGGUAAGAAGAAUGCCCCUCUCCCCACAGGUGUGAUUACUAACUCUGAGGGUUUAGAGCUUGAGGUAGUCACCUCAUACAAGUACUUGUGAGUAUGGCUAGACGGUGCACUGUCCUUCUCUUAGCACAUAUCAAAGCUGCAGGAUAAAGUUAAAUCUAGACUUGGUUUCCUCUAUCGUAAUCACUCCUCUUUCACCCCAACUGCCAACCUAACCCUGAUUCAGAUAACCAUCCUACCCAUGCUAGAUUACGGAGACAUCAUUUAUAGAUCAGCAGAUAAGGGUGCUCUCAAGCGGCUAGAUGUUCUUUACCAUUCGGCCGUCAGAUUUGCCACCAAUGCUCCUUUAUAGGACACAUCACUGCACUCUAUACUCCUCUGUAAAGUGGUCAUCUCUGUAUACCCGUAGCAAGACCCACUGGUUGAUGCUUAUUUAUAAAACUCUCUUUGCCCUCUUUCUCCCCUGAGAUACCGACUGCAGCCCUCAUCCUCCACAUACAACACCCAUUCUUCUAGUUACAUUCUAUUAAAACCUCUUGGAACAUCAGAAAAGCAAUCAAAUUAAUCUUUUACCUUUGAUGGGCUUCGGAUGUUUUCACUCACGGGACUCCCAGUUAGACAGCAAAUGUUCCUUUUGUUCCAUAAAGCUAUUUUUUAUCCAAAUACCUCAGUUUGAUGCGUAAUGCCUAGGAAUCCACCGGAAAUAGCAGUCACGACAACACAGACAAAAAUUCCAAAUUAUAUCGAUGAUAUCGACAGAAACAUGGCAAAUGUUUUUUAUAAUCAAUCCUCAAGGUGUUUUUCAAAUAUCUAUUCAAUAAUACACUGCUCAGAAAAA